Molecule: messenger RNA, 1978 nt
Organism: Aphanomyces astaci
Lineage: Eukaryota; Oomycota; Saprolegniomycetes; Saprolegniales; Verrucalvaceae
Exons: 7
Coding region: 63-1919 (618 amino acids)
Biological process (GO): proteolysis
Molecular function (GO): dipeptidase activity; cysteine-type exopeptidase activity
Source: RefSeq, a predicted model, not a curated record
AACUUGGUCGUACAGGUCAUCCAAGAAGCCGCACUUCACUUUGCUUUCUGUAGCCCUUAGCCAUGCGCGUCACCGUUGCCGUCCUAACGUUAGCCAUCGCCGCAUGCGCAGAAGUAUGUGCUCGCUACGUCGACCCUGAAAAGUGUACCGCCAUCCUUGUCGGUGCCAAGGCGUCCGCCACGGGUUCGCCCAUGACAACUCAAACCAACGACUGCGGCGACUGCGACUUCCGCUUGGUGAAAGUACCUGCAAAAGACCACGCGCCAGGAUCUCGUCGCCCUGUGAUCUUGGUCGGGCAGCCUUAUCCUCGCUACGUGGGCGAAGACCGAGGACCGGUGUACACCAAGGCCAACCUGGACAAGUCACUGUUCACCUGGACCGACACCCCCGCGAUCGGGUCCAUUCCGCAAGUAAACCACACGUUUGGGUACGUUGAAGGCGUGUAUGGGAUCAUGAACGAGCAUCAGCUGGGCAUUGGCGAGUCGACGUGUACGUCUAAGCUGUGGACCAAGCCAGUGUCGCAAGGCGGCAAGGCGCUACUCGACAUCACCGAGCUGAGUCGCAUUGCGUUGGAGCGAUCGAAAACUGCGCGGGAAGCCAUCGUGUUGAUGGGGGGCUUGGCUGAGCAGUACGGGUACUACGGGGCAGCAUGGGACACCCCCGAAAUCGCGAUGGACGAGGCGGGGGAAGCGCUGACCGUGACGGACCCGAAGGAGGGCUGGAUGUUUCACAUUCUGCCAGAUGACUCGGGCACGUCCGCCGUGUGGGUGGCGCAGCGCGUGCCCGACGAUCACAUUGCCGCGAUCGGCAACCAGUUUGUAAUCCACCACAUCAACAUCACAGACACGGCCAACUUUUUAGCGUCGGCGAAUGUCUAUGACGUGGCAAAACGCAAUGGUUUCUGGGAUGAAGACACUGAGUUUGACUUUACAGCUGCGUACGCCCCCAAGCAACCGAACCAGUACAGCAUGACCCGCCGCGUGUGGCGCGUGCUGUCGCUGGCCAACUCGACCAUCGGAUUGAACCCGUUCACGGACGCAUUUGCAACCGACUAUCCGUUUUCAGUUCAACCGGACGCGCCACUGACCCCAGCCGACCUCAUGCGCUUUCAACGCGAUCAUUAUGAAGGCACGCCAUUUGAUUUGACGCAAGGGCUCGCGGCGGGGCCGUACGGUGACCCGAACCGCUACAGUCCAGGCCAGGUCGCACCAGGUGGGUCGUUUGAACGGUCAAUCUCCGUGUACAAGGCCACGUACUCGUACGUGACGACGGCGCACCCGACCAACGAGAACAAGGCAGUGUUAUGGUUUGGGCCGUACGCGCCGUCGCACACAACGUACUUUCCGAUUUACCCCAAAGUGAGUGCCAUCCCUGACGUGGCAUCUCGUGGGUCGUUGCACGCGUUCGACAUGUCCAAAGCAUUUUGGCUCAAUGCGUUGAUUGGCAACUACGCAUCCCGAUACUACAAGUUCACGCAACCCGUGAUUGUGGCGGCGCAACUUCGUCUCGAAGCCAAGGCCUUGGCAGUCCAAGCUGCGAUCCACGACAAGGCGCUGGCCAUUUUCCAAAGCCAAGGGGACGACGCGCUCGUCACGUACCUGACCAACGUGUGCGCGUCGUUUGCAGCCGACGCCCACAGCGGCUUCAGCGCCGUCUUCGCGUCACUUGUGACCCACUUCCACGACGGCUACAUCAUGUCCAACCUCACAAGCAGCACCAUCGGCGUCCAGGCCAUGGGGUACCCCCUAUGGUGGCUCCAAGCUGUGGGGUAUUACAACUCGUCGACGUCUCCAGCGUCGGGUUCGUCCACCGUCCUGGCGACGGUGGGGUAUGUCGUGCUCGUGUUCUUGGCGCUUGGUCUCGGGUUUGCUGUCGGCCAGCACUCGAUUCGACUCAAGGGAUAUGCUUUUAUCAAGUAACUUUUGACAGCUGGGACUAAAACAAUACAUAAUAUAUAUAUUAUGUGUAUUGAUUGACC